GUGCCCGCCCGCGCGCCCGCGCCGCCGUUGCACCGUCGCGUCCCGUCCCGUCCCGUCCUGCCCUGCCCUGCUCUGUCCUGUCCCGUCCCACUCGCCGCCCUUGCGCCUUUCGCCGACAUGCAGCUGCCUGCGCUGGUGUUGCUGUCCACCCUUCUCGCUGGGCUCCUCUGGUGUCCCGGUGCCGUUGCCAGCUACGCGCCUGCCUGCCACAUGUAUGGUGUGCCUGGAUGUCCAAGGGAUUACAAUCCAGUCUGCGGGACUGAUGGAAAGACAUAUGCAAACGAGUGUGUGCUCUGCUUUUCAAACAGAGAAAAUAAAAGGGAUGUCCAAAUUUUCAAGACAGGAAGAUGCUGAUAUGGCUGAUGGCCACUUUUCAAGAAAAUCUGAGGGACAUCGACAUUCCACGUGGAAAAAAUACCUUAAAUGUACCUUUUAUGCAGCCUGUCUUAAUAAAUAAAUUUGCUUGUUUAAACAAAGUA
Molecule: messenger RNA, 479 nt
Organism: Pogoniulus pusillus (Red-fronted tinkerbird)
Lineage: Eukaryota; Metazoa; Chordata; Aves; Piciformes; Lybiidae
Gene: SPINK2
Product: serine peptidase inhibitor Kazal type 2
Exons: 4
Coding region: 118-354 (78 amino acids)
Biological process (GO): spermatid development; negative regulation of serine-type endopeptidase activity
Molecular function (GO): serine-type endopeptidase inhibitor activity; protein binding
Source: RefSeq, a predicted model, not a curated record